Messenger RNA from Ipomoea nil (Japanese morning glory), 1384 nucleotides. Its product is annotated as zinc transporter 8-like. Gene Ontology annotation, cellular component: plasma membrane. Gene Ontology annotation, biological process: zinc ion transmembrane transport. Lineage: Eukaryota; Viridiplantae; Streptophyta; Magnoliopsida; Solanales; Convolvulaceae. Gene Ontology annotation, molecular function: zinc ion transmembrane transporter activity. The transcript has 3 exons. The record is from RefSeq and is a predicted model, not a curated record. Bases 209 to 1300 code for a protein of 363 amino acids.
GAUGGAUCGGAGUAAUACAAUUAAUUCAUUUAAUCAUUUCAUAUCAUAGAUCUCUAUAAUAUUCUCUUAUCUUUUUCUUUAUUUUUCCACCGGUCCCUGAAGUACCCACUGGAAUCACUAAAAAGAUAUUCUGAAACCUGUCAGACCCAUACACAUCUGAACUAUUAUAUAAGUCUGUUGUUAUUACGAGGUUGUUGAAUUGCGAAACAUGAAGACGACGAUGAGGAAAUGUUGGGUUGUGGAAAAGGUUGUUUUGGUAGGGUUGUUGUUGUUGCUUUUGAUUCCCAGUCUUGUGGCGGCGGAAUGCAAGUGCGGCGGCGAUGAAGAGGAUGACGGUGAAGUUCACGACAAGAAGUUAGCGCUCAAGUAUAAACUUGCGGCUAUAGCGUCUAUCUUGGUGGCGAGUGCCAUCGGAGUUUCGUUGCCGGUGGUGGGUCGGAGGAUUCCGGCGCUGAGCCCGGAGGGGAGUUUCUUCUUCAUGGUGAAGGCGUUCGCCGCCGGCGUGAUAUUGGCGACUGGGUUUAUUCACGUGCUCCCUGACGCGUUCGAGAACCUGACGUCGGAUAAGCUCAGCAAGCACCCUUGGCGGGAUUUUCCGUUCUGUGGGUUUGUGGCCAUGGUGGCGGCCAUAGGGACUCUUAUGGUGGACUCGUUUGCGACGUCUUAUUUUUCCGGGAGGUCCGGUGAGAAAGUGACCGCCGGUCAUGAGGCGGGCGAUGCCGAGGUUGGACCGGGAGUGGUUCCGGUUCACACGCAUGCAACGCACGGCCAUGCCCACGGUCAUGUUAGUGUUACGGACACGGAUUCUUCUUCCCAACUUCUUCGACACCGAGUUAUUUCACAGGUCUUGGAGUUGGGAAUUAUAGUUCACUCUGUUAUCAUCGGAAUUGCUUUGGGUGCUUCCGAUACACCCAAAACAAUUAAGCCACUGGUGGCAGCUUUGACUUUCCAUCAAUUCUUUGAGGGCAUGGGGCUGGGUGGGUGCAUAGCCCAGGCAAAGUUCAAGUCUCAGUCAGUGGCAAUUAUGGCGCUGUUUUUCUCCCUCACAACCCCGCUCGGAAUUGUGAUCGGCAUAGGAAUAACAAAUCGAUACGACGAAGAUAGCCCGAAAGUUUUGAUCAUAGAGGGCAUAUUUAACUCUGCUUCGGCCGGAAUCCUGAUCUAUAUGGCUCUGGUAGAUCUGCUCGCCGCCGAUUUCAUGAGCCCAAGAAUGCACAAGAAUCCCAAGCUCCAAUUUGGGGCUAAUACUUCCCUUCUUCUUGGCGCUGGUUUGAUGUCUAUGUUGGCCAAGUGGGCUUGAUAGCCCAUCUUGUUUUUUAAAGUUAUCAUCAAACAUAAUUCUAAAUUAAAGUUAAUGAUAAUGAGUUUUGAUACUAUGUUUAUA